CCAGACUCUCUAUCAAAAUGCAUCUCCAUCGUUCUUCACCUCUUUCCUUGAUAUAUUCACAUUCUCAUCUCUUCCUCUAUUUCUCCCACUCCAUAACUCCAUUCUCCUGUAAUCGUUUUGGUCGCUACUUCCCAGAAAUCAUUCCUUCCCCACAGUCUCUUGACUCUUCUACUGCAAUUCUCCUCCCAUUCACCUCAUCAUCCUUAUCUCCCAGUCAUUAAUGGUGUACUUCUUGGUCGGAACAACAAGGACUAUUGCGGCAAUCCUGUAACUCGAGAAUGAAGAGACACCCGAUUAUGUACACGGCAUGUCACAAGAAGGGCAGGGUCACUUGUGGCAAUUUUCGGAUGGGCUUUUAGGAAGAAGAAGAGCACUAAUAUCCUGAAGGACCUGAACCACUUGCGUGGUUAGUUACUACUAUGGAUCAUCUUUUUUUUUAUCACAAGCGUAGCAACACAAGCUCAAAAAAGUACAUCUUGGAGUAGCAACAAGGAAAAAAAGAGGUUAGAUGAGAGCCAUGUUCAUGUUGGGGUAAAUUAUUCUAUUAGAGUUCUUCUGUUCUUCUAAAUGAAGACUGAAUUGGCUAAUUUCAGUUUGAUACCUACCCAUUUCUCUACUUCAAAAUCUUACCAAUUGAGCAUGAACAUCUCUUUAAGUUAGAAGUACUUUCUAAAAUCUUCACUCUAUCUUUCAGUUUGAUACCUACCCAUUUCUCUUUAAAUAAAUGAAUCAUUGUGAUCCAACAGUAGAUAGGUUACUUUCGAUGAGAAAUAUAUAAUUGAAUGAAGUGGGGGAAAUGGGAACUAUAACCAAUGUUCAUGACUAAUGUUUGAUAAAAUGCUCGGAUAUUGGUGACACCCGAUUGGAUAUUUCCUCCAAUAGUCUAUGUUUUACUUUUUUUAAUCAUACCCGACCGGGUAUGAAAGAUACCCGCUCGAGUAACUGUCCCGGGAGCUCAAAAUUUUCAUUAUUUGCACAUACCCGACCGGAUAAUUGAGAUACUCGAUCUAGGUCUUCUCCAUACCUGGAUUUUUUGUGUUUCUUUUCACCGUUUCAAUCCAAACAUUAGUCCCUCGCUCACCGCACUCAAAAGGAAAUUGAACAAUGUGAAUUAAAAUCAAAUAAAUAAAAUGUUUACAAAACUUGGGUUGCCUCCCAAGAAUUGAAGCGCCUUAUUUAUCGACGUGGCACGAUGUUUUUUUUAAGUGGGAUUAUGAACAUCCCCUUUUUCAUUCUCAAAGCCCUUGUUUGGCCUUGUUUCAUUUUUCUUUUUCGGCCUUUUCCAGUAAGGUCUGACUUUCUUUCUUGUUACCACCUCAAUCGCAGGUGGUUUGAAUUCAUGUUUUGGAGGUUUGAUUAACGGUGGUUUGUCUAGUGUUUCCUCAACAAUCAAGAUUGAUUCAUUUUUUUCUUCAAAUGGAGAGUGAUUUUUAAUAGAAUUAUAAAUGUUAUAUUCUACUUUCUUUCCAUCAAAUUCCAUAGUUAAAAAUCCGUUAGAAACAUCAAAUUUUGAAUUAGCAGUUUUUAAAAAGAAUUAAUGACCCAUAUAUUACUAAUAGGCAUUUGGAUUCCAAAAAUAUGAUCCGUUUUAUAUUUUCUCCAAAAGUGACUAAGACCCUUUUCGUACCCUUCGUUGCCUGAUUUGAUUAGGGAUGGAUUCGGGCCGGGUCGAGCCCGGGCCGGGCCUAGGCUUGGUCGGGCCGCCGGUUCGUAUCACAUGGGCCCGGGACCGGCCCGAGGGUUGGACGGGUCCGGUUCGGGCCAGGCCACCCGCCCGGGUCACGGGUCGGGCCACCCGUCGGGCCGGGCCGGGCCGGUUAAAUAUAUAUAUAUAUUUUUAAUUUAUAUUUUAUACUUUAUAGUUUUAUACAAGUAUUAAAAAACAAACUUCAAGUGCAUUUAUUUGAAAUGAAAUAGGAACUACAUUUGAAAAUUAAAUAGGAACUAUAAUUGUUUUUAAUCGGAAUCUCCGGCAUAGGUAGAGCCACCCUCGGUUGUAGAUUCAUCCAUAAAGUGUUGGGAUGGGGUGAUGUCAAUUUCUUGAGCUCUACGGGCUGCUUUCAACCAAUCGUGGUAGCAUAUAAGCAUCUCAAGAGAUUCAGCGUUCAACCUCGUUCUGGUUUGUGUUAGGACAUUGACGGCCGAACUAAAUUCUUGUUCCACGGCAACCGUUGAAACCGGCAUUGAUAGCACUUGCUUAGCCAUCUUUGCUAAAACCGGGAACAUUCUUUCUUUUCCCUUCCACCAGUUUAGUACGUCAAAAUCAUCAUCUUCUUCAAAAUCAACAUCAUAAGUUAAAUACAAAGAAAUCUCUUUAAUUGUGCUUUGUUGUGUAGCGGGAGUUGAUUUCGUUUUUUUAAUAAGAUUAGCAAACGUAGAUUUGAAAAUUGAUUUUCCUUUAGAUGAUGUUUGUGUCGGGGGAGGGGGCGCAUUGCCAUAUUGUGCAUGAAACUCAUUGAAUAAUGCAUAAAAUAUAUCACUAACCUCGUUGUAUUCUUUUUUCGGAUCAAUUGGGUUGUCCUCAUACAUUGGCAAUGGACCAAAAAAAGCAGCAUAAUAAUAAUUCAAACAUUCUUCUAAAGAACCAAGUCUAAAACGAGGAUCGAGAACAAAUGCAAUACCAUAAAUAUGCGGAAUAUGUGAAUAAUAUUUUAAAAACUUUUCCUUCAUAAAACCAGCAAAAUAACUCACAUAAUUAGCUUUCUCAAAAUUUGAAAAAGCACCAGCGAGAUUAACAGCUUCACGAAUAAAUAGGUAUGAGGUAGGUUUAUAAACAUGACUAAAAGUUUCAGUUGCAUUAUUAAAAUAUAUCAAAGCAUUACAAAUUUUUUCACAGGUGUCGAUCUCAGCCGAGUUUAUAAUAUAGUUAUCAUAUUGUUUCAUAAAAGCAGGAAAAUGUUGUUUAUAUCUAAGAAGAACUCCAAUUAACUUAUAGGUACUAUUCUAACGAAUAGACAAAUCUUUUGGAAAAGCCACAUAUCUCUCACCUCUUUCUAUCAAAUAAUCAUGCCAUUUUUUCCUAAGUUGUCCAUUACCCCAAAUACGUCUAAUCCCCCCCUUGACUACCUCCAACGAUGCUCCCAACGCUUUUAGACCAUCUUGCACACAUAAAUUUAGAACAUGACAUGCACAUCGUUGAUGAAAAAAUCUACCCAUCAAAGAAGUAGAACCACACAAUUCACGCAAUCUAGGAAUAACAGCAAUAUUAUUAGUAGCAUUAUCAAAACCAAUAGCAAACACCUUAUCAAUUAAAUUAUACUCAAUUAAAAUACGUUCAAUCAAAAUAUAAAUAUGUUCAGCGGUGUGACGAUCAUUAAAUUCACGGAAAGCAAGAACACGUUUAUGCAUAUGUCAAUCAUUAUCAAUAUAAUGUACAGUCAGACCCAAAUAAUGUAAAUUAUGAUAAAUAUCCUCCCAUAUGUCAGAACAUACAGUAACACGUCCAUCAAAGUUUGCAAAAUAAUUUUGUAAUCUUACCUUUUCCGCACCAUAAAGCCUUGAAAUUUCUUUCUUAACCGUUUUGCGACUAUAACCUCUAUAUUGCGGAUUUAAACAAGUUUGUGCAUAAUCACGAAAAGCAAGACUUUCAGAAAACAAAUAAGGCAAAUUUUCUUCAACAAGUAAGUUAGCCAUACCUGUCAAAUUUUGUGCAUCAUUAUAUGAGAAAUUACCAAAACCUUGUUGGUUAUUUGCAAACCUCGAUAUUUGCGUUUGCUUCCCCGUUCCGCCGCCUAAUUUUGCAUACUCCACCGGGUGUUUGGACUUAAGGUGUCUUGUGGCGGAUCCGUAUCCGCCGGAAAUCCCCAAGCUAUAGUUUUUCUUGCACCAAUUGCAAGUUGCGGUCCAAUUCCCGGUGUUCGGGUCCUUCCACUUAGAAAAAUUAUUAGCCAUUAAUUCAGAUUUACUUUUUUUUGUACCUGUUUGGGAUGAGGCUGGUUGGUCGGCGUCAUGGCUGCCGCCACCCUCCUCCUCCUCGUCGUCGUGGCUCUCCGGAAUUGCUUCCUCCACAUCGUCGUCCUCGUCCUCGAGCUCUUCUUCGUCAAUGGUCCUCGGUUGGUCUUGAAAAAAGCGGGAAUUAUGUCGGUGCAAUUCUUGUUCUAGUUGUUCGUCGGUCAUCGCAUCCCCAUCCCUCCUUACGUAACCCGUAUCAAAAUCAUCUCGACUUUAAGAUGAAGAGCCGAUAUGUGAUUUACCUUUGCGGGAUCUCUUCCUCGCAAGCUCUUUCGUUCGGUUGCGCUCGAGGUUACCCAUAUCAACCGAAUAUCUAGGACGAUCCAUCUAAAAAAUGUAGCGAUUAAUAAAAAAAAGUAAAAAACUAAUUAACUAUUUAUGUAACUAUUAAAUCGAGUAAUAGCAAAUUAACUAGUGAAUUAACUAGUUUUGUGUACAACAUAUUUUUUAAACUAGAGUCAAAUGUAGCAAUUAAUAAAAAAUUGUAAAAAAGUAAUUAACUAUUUAUCUAACUAUUAAUUCGAGUUAUAGCAAAUUAACUAGUGAAUUAACUAGUUUUGUGUACAACAUAUUUUUUAAACUAGAGUCAAAUGUAGCAAUUAAUAAAAAAUUGUAAAAAAGUAAUUAACUAUUUAUCUAACUAUUAAUUCGAGUUAUAGCAAAUUAAGUAGUGAAUUAACUAGUUUUGUGUACAACAUAUUUUUUAAACUAGAGUCAAAUGUAGCAAUUAAUAAAAAAUUGUAAAAAAGUAAUUAACUAUUUAUCUAACUAUUAAUUCGAGUUAUAGCAAAUUAACUAGUGAAUUAACUAGUUUUGUGUACAACAUAUUUUUUAAACUAGAGUCAAAUGUAGCAAUUAAUAAAAAAUUGUAAAAAAGUAAUUAACUAUUUAUCUAACUAUUAAUUCGCGUUAUAGCAAAUUAACUAGUGAAUUAACUAGUUUUGUGUACAACAUAUUUUUUAAACUAGAGUCAAAUGUAGCAAUUAAUAAAAAAUUGUAAAAAAGUAAUUAACUAUUUAUCUAACUAUUAAUUCGAGUUAUAGCAAAUUAAGUAGUGAAUUAACUAGUUUUGUGUACAACAUAUUUUUUAAACUAGAGUCAAAUGUAGCAAUUAAUAAAAAAUUGUAAAAAAGUAAUUAACUAUUUAUCUAACUAUUAAUUCGAGUUAUAGCAAAUUAACUAGUGAAUUAACUAGUUUUGUGUACAACAUAUUUUUUAAACUAGAGUCAAAUGUAGCAAUUAAUAAAAAAUUGUAAAAAAGUAAUUAACUAUUUAUUUAACUAUUAAUUCGAGUUAUAGCAAAUUAAAUAGUGAAUUAACUAGUUUUGUGUACAACAUAUUUUUUAAACUAGAGUCAAAUGUAGCAAUUAAUAAAAAAUUGUAAAAAAGUAAUUAACUAUUUAUCUAACUAUUAAACAAGAGUCAAAUGUAGCAAAUUAACUAGUAAUUAAACAAGUGUAAAUAAUAGAAUAAUUAGAUAUAAUUCCAACUAUAUUAAUAGAAAUAAUAAAUAUAUAAGUAAUAUAUAAUUAGAUAACAAAUAUAAGUAAUAUAAUACUAUUUAUAUCUAUUUAUAGUUUAUAUAAGUAGAUAAUUAAUAUAAACUAUAAAUAAUAAAUAUAAUAUAUUGGAGAAUGGAGAAUAAGAGAAUUAGAGAGUAGAGAGUUAAGAAUAGGAUUUAGGAAGAAUUGGAGAAAAGAUAUGAAAAAAUGUUUAAGAUUAGGAGUAUUUAUAGGUUUUUUUACCCCCCACCCCACCACCCAACCCCCCGGACCCCCCCUUUACCCCACCCAACGGCUAUAUAGCCGUUUGGGUUGUCCCCAGCCCACCCCCAACGGCUAGUAGCCCACUAGCCCAAUUAAUUUUUUUUUUUAAAAUUAAGACCGGACUCGGGCCCGACCCGGCCGGGCCGGGUCACAUUUAUCCAGCACCGAGCCCGCCCCGCCCAUUCCCACCGGUUCGGGUCCACACCCGGUCCCAGACCGCCCGACCGGGCUGGUCCCGGGCCCGCACAGUACCGGGCCGGGCCGGGUCACGAGCCGGGUCACGAGCCGGGUGGCCCGAACCGAAUCCAACCCUACCUGAUCGUCGAUUCACCUAGCCAGACAAAUUCCAUCGCUUCAUUCGGCCCUGUUGCCAGCUAUUUGCUCGCCAGACAACAGGCAAAGCCGACGUGCGUCCAAGACCAAGAGCUCUAUUAGGAUAUUGGGUCGAAGGCCCAAUACCCAGGCCAAAGGCCGAGAAUAUCCAGUCCAAUAAAUAACCCGGAAUCCCGAAGAAGAACAGGCCCAAUGAGAUAUAUGCCCCGAACGGGGAUCGGGGCAACAAGUGUACUUGGGCCAGAUCAAGGAUGUCUCCAGCUUGGUCCAUCACCCCGAACGGGCAACGGAUGGUUGACAAGUGGCACGGAGCAUUUAUUGCUACGAAGAGACCUCAUCAAGUGGGAGUAUGGGCAUUCAAGUGGCUGAAUUAGCAACCAAUCAGCAUGGAGCACCUCAUACCCCCCAUUAGUAUAAAUAGAGGGAUUAAUCUCAUUGUAAAGGGUUAGCAUUUUGAUACUCAAAGCCUAGAAUAGCUUUAUUACUCUUGUUCUUGUAUUAAUCACUAUUCCGACGUACCGUUCGGGAAGUUUCCUGUGUAAUCCGCGAAUUGCAUAAUACAAGUGGGCUCUUGAGAUUAUGGAGAACGUGACAACGCCAGAUGCAGGCAGGAACGUCGAAAUCAGAGAACGCCCCCACCGGAAGGAACCCGAGAGUUUGUCAAUUUGGCAACUUCACCACCGCCUCCCCUAACAGCCCAAAAGGAAGGGAUGGCCGAAAUGAGGAGGCAGAUGAAUGAAAUGAGGGACCAGGUGAACAGGGCACCUCUACAACCUACCCUGGUGUGAGUCGGGAUCACUUCCCCCUUUAUCUGGGAAAUAAUGGAUGCCGAAAUCCACAUGGAUGCCAAAUCGCCGACCGGUCAGAUAUAUGACGGGGCGGGAGACCCCCAUGUGCAUUUGAGAAGUUACCAGGGGGCUCAUGCUGUUGGGAGCGACGGAGGCGGCCAUUUGUCGGCUUUUCUUCAGCAUGCUCAGGGGACCUGCCCAGGAAUGGUUCAGGACCCUGCAGCCAGGAUCGAUCGGCAGCUUUGCCGAAUUAUCAUUCUUAUUUCUGGCCCAGUUUGCUUCCAAUGCCACCCCAAAGCCGCAUUUCAGCUACCUGACUAGUGUUAAGCAGGGGCCAAAGGAGAUCCUAAAUCAAUUUCUGAAAAGAUGGAGGGAUGAAACCCUAAAAGUUGGGAACAUGACAGAUGAUACACCCAUCACCCUAUUCAUUAACGCUCUCCGAACGGGUGAACAGUAUAAAGACCUGAAAAAGAAUCUGGGCACGGUGUAUUCCGAAGUGCUGGACAGAUCCUGAAAGCACGCGGCUCUGAAGGAGGAAAUCAUGAUCAGGGAUAACGUAGCUACACCCCCUGCCCCAACAAGAUUGGCCGAUCGGCUGGGUCCUAUUCCAGCGGCCGCUCCUCCUCCAAAGCCGGGACGAUUCACCCCUUUGGUCCUGUCUGUUGCAACCAUUUACCAGAACGAGAAGGACGAUAUUCCCCUUCCGACUGAUACCAAAGGCUACAUGGGGGCAGAUGAGAACGCCUUCUGUAAAUACCACAAGAGGAAGGGUCACCCCACCCAUUUCUGUCGGGCAUUACAGAUCGCAAUUGAAGAAUUGAUCCAGCGGGGUCAUCUGGACAAAUAUGUGAAUAAAGACCCGAACGUUGUAGAUAUCUUGAAGUCAGUCAAGAAACCCAACAGCUGGAGACGGGAUGAUCAGCGUGACGCUCAGCCCAAAGCAGAGGGUUCGGGGAACCCAGGAAAAAAGCCAAGAAUGGAGGUAAAGAUCAUAUUUGGGGGCGGAGAAACAGGUGACUCGAAUGCCGAACGGAAAAGAUUCGAACGGAGCCUCUAUGUGGGCUCCGUAUCCACGCCACCCCAGAAGAAAGGAAGAAUGGAGCCGAUAACAUUCGGCCCUGCAGAUUGGCCCAAUUCACCAAGUCCACACAGGGACGAAUUGGUCAUAAGCAUGUGUAUAGACAAUGCACUGAUCUGCCGAGUGUUGGUAGACCCUAGGAGUGGUGUGAACGUAUUGUACCUACAAUUGUUCGAGAAAAUGGGACUGCAUUGAAGCAGAAGGCACUAUCCAGUUGAUGGUGGAAAUUGGGGAUGAGACACACAAGGCAUCGGUCCGAAUGACGUUCGUGGUAGUAGACAUCAAAUGUGACCACAACGCCAUUUUGGGUCGACCAGGGUUGGAGGAUCUAGAGGCGAUAGCUUGUGUUCGUCAUUCAUGCAUUAAAUUACCAACGAACACAGGAGUCGGAGUGGGCAAAACAGAUCCUGCAACAGCCCGAACUUGCUAUCGGGAAGUCUUGAAAAAUAUGAAUGCCCGAGGGAUGCGGGUAAACAGUAUUGAGGUCGAAACUCAUCGAACUGAGUUUGAGGCAAAUCCUGAGCCUGCUACCCUCUUAGAGCAGAUCGACAUUGAUUCUCCCCCCAACCGAAAAGUGCCGAUCGGGGUAGACCGGGAAGCUGGAAUUCGGGAGGGUGUUAUUAUGGUUCUGAAGAAAUUUCAGAUGUUAUUCGCCCGAGGACCAGAAAACAUGCCUGGCAUUGACCCAGAAAUAAUUUGCCACAAGCUGGCCGUUCGGCCUACCGCCAAACCGGUUCAACAAAAAAAAAGAUAUUAGGCGGCUGAACGACGUGAUUUUACCAAGACGGUGGUUGCCACCUUGCUAUGGAUCAAACAUAUCCGGCCGGUUAUCCAUGUCGAAUGACUGUCGAACGUGGUACUGGCACCUAAGGGUUCCACUUGGAGAAUGUGUGUAGAUUACUCUGAUCUGAAUAAAGCUUGUCUGAUGGAUCCCUAUCCAGUGCCACGGAUUGAUCUCCUGGUAGAUGAAACAGCCGGGUGUGAGCUAUUGAGUUUCAUGGAUGCCUUCUGGGGAUAUCAUCAAGUCUUUAUGCACCCGGACGAUGCGGAGAAAACAACAUUCGUCACUUCAGAUGGCGUAUUUUGCUACAUUGUGAUGUCGUUCGGGUUAAAGAAUGCGAUGGCUACCUUCCAAAGGAUGAUCGGGAUACUUUUCAAAGAAGUAAUAGGAGUGACAAUGGAGGCUUAUGUAGAUGACAUUCUGAUCAAGAGCUGGAAGAAGGAUGAUCAUGUCCCGGACAUGGAAAAGGUGUUCGGGAUAACGCAAAAGGCAAAUAUGAGGUUGAACCCCAAGAAAUGUGCCUUUGCAGUUAAGGGAGGCAAAUUCUUAGGAUACAUGAUGAGCGAGAGGGGUAUUGAGCAUAACCCAGAAAAGGUGAAGGCAAUCAUGGAUAUGGAAGCCCCGAGAAACCUCAAGGAAGUUCAGAGAUUGACCGGCUGAUUAGCAGCCUUGAGUAGAUUUUUGUCCAAACUUGCCGACCGAGCAAUCCCGUUCUUCCAGAUUAUGAAGAAAGCAAACCCCUUUGAAUAGACCUCCGAAUGCAAAACGGCCUUCGAAGAGUUCAAGACGGAUCUGUCUUCUCCUCUACAAAGCUGACCCAGGGGAACACCUGUAUAUGUACCUCGCCGUGGCCGAUCUGGCUGUAAAUUCAGUAUUACUGAAAGAAGAAGAUGGCAUCCAGCGGCCAAUUUAUUUUGUGAGUAAAGCCCUGAACAGACCGGAGACUAGGUACACCCUGAUGGAGAAAACGGUAUUGACCCUAAUAGCAGCCAUCAAACGACUUGCACCCUAUUUUCAGGUGCAUCCAAUAACCGUAUAUACAACUCAGCCGCUCGCUACCAUCCUGAGAAACCCAAUGGCUAGCGGACGAAUUACAAAGUGGAGUCUCCUGAUCGGGCAGUAUGAGGUAGACUUCAAACCUCGAACUACUAUCAAAGGCCAGGCCUUAGCAGAUUUCAUAGCGGAAUGUAUCGCUCGGCCUUCGGAAACUAAGUCAGAGAGCAGUAUGCUGGAUAACUGGUGGGAGAUGUACGUAGAUGGUGCAUCAAGCACAUGGGGUUGCGGUGGUGGAGACGUGAUCACCUCACAUGAAGGAUUUAAAGCAUACUACUCCAUUUAUUUUGAUUUUAAAGUAACCAACAAUGAGGCCGAAUAUGAGGCCCUUAUUGCAGGUUUGAAGUAUGCUAAAACCCUGGGUGCCGAUCGGCUCAAGGUCCGGUCAGAUAGUCAACUAGUGGUCAACCAAUUGAAUGGCACAACCGAGGCAAAAGAAGAAAGGAUGAAGGCAUACAAGGAGCUGGUCGAGGAACAAAUCAGUAAGUUCGAACAGGUGGUACUCGACCAGGUAUCCAGAACAGAAAAUGCCGAGGCAGACAUCUUAUCUAAGUUGGAAAACGCAGCCUUUGAUGACCGAGCACAAAUGAUCCCAGCUCACAUCCAGCGGUUUGCCCAUCGGGAAACCCUGACGACACCCACAACCAUGAUCCUCCAGGUGGAAGCUAUUUCUUAUGCUGUUCCCAGUUGGGUCACAUAUAUGGCUACUUAUCUGAAGGACGGGACUCUCUCAGAAGACAAAAAUUCAGCGUAUAAUAUCAAGUGCAUUCAGAGGAGGGCUUCCAUGUUCGAACUGGUGGAUGGACAGUUGUACAAAAAGACAUUCAGAGGACCAUAUUUAAAGUGCCUUCCACCCGGUCUAGUAGCGGCAGUAAUGGAAGAAAUUCACGAGGGUAUAUGUUCAAGCCAUCUGGGGCCUAAAACACUGACAAGGAAAAUCAUCUUGCAGGGAUACUACUGGCCAACCAUCCAACAGGAUUGUUUUGCACAUACCAGGAAGUGCAAGGUUUGCCAGGUACAUGCACCGGUUCCCGGACGGCCAACUACUUUCUACACUCCAAUGACCAUUGCUCUUCCGUUUGCUAGGUGGGGGAUCGACUUGCUAGGACCCCUACUUACUGCCCCCGGAGGAUGAACGUAUAUCAUCGUUGGAGUUGAUUAUUUCACCAAAUGGGUGGAGGCCGAACCACUGUCUAGCAUCACAGAUUUCAAGUGCCAAAAAUUCGUAUGGCAAAACAUUAUUUGCCGUUUCGGCCUCCUUGAGCAGAUCGUCACGAACAACGGGAGGCAGAUCGUGAGCAGGAAUUUCGAAAAUUACUUGGUCAAAGGAAGCUGAAUAACAACAAAGACAAAGAUAUCUGCGCUGCAAUGCUGAUUGAACACGAUUGAACACCAAGGGGGAGAUUGUUGGGAAUAUUUUAUGGUGUCCAAUCUAAUUAAAUAUCUUUGUAUUUAUGUAGUUAUUAGUUAAAUGUGUACUAUGGGCCACAAAUGUAUUUCAGCCCAUUAGCCCACUUGUAAGCCUUAAGUUAGACAUUCUUAUGUAUAAAAGGAUGCUAACUUAAGCAAACCCUAAGUCUCACAAGCCUCACACAUAUUAUUCACGCAUAUCUUUCUGAUAGCAUAUACGGUAUAAGGAAGAGUGAGUUCAUCGUUCAAAUAUUUUUCUAUCAUUCUGUGAUUCUCUCCUUCUAUUAUAUUGUAUGAUUUUUGAUUGAUUUUGGGACUAACAAUUUUGAUACUCAAAGCCUAGAAUAGCUUUAUUACUCUUGUUCUUGUAUUAAUCACUAUUCCGACGUACCGUUCGGGAAGUUUCCUGUGUAAUCCGCGAAUUGCAUAAUACAAGUGGGCUCUUGAGAUUAUUAUUAUUAUUAUUAUUAUUAUUAUUAUUAUUAUUCAACUUUUAUAUUUUGUUAUACCCUCAAUUUAUUAUCCACCAUUCUGAAAUAUCCAAAGCGUGUGUUGGGCUUUCGGAUCUACGGGAAAAAACCUCAACGAGCUCCAUGACCAAGAGCUCCCACGAUGCUCGUCGCCGGUAGCAGAGAAAACAUUCUCCCCCACCAUCGCCGCUAGUAACCAUCUCCCCAGACCGGCACCAUUGCAACGACCUUCUCAGUCGAUGACGAGCUUCGCUGACCCAUCAAGCAGGCCUCCCCUGCUGUAACAAAGAAGAAGAUCCUUCUCUCACUGCACCUCUUCGUCUUUCUUCGCAUCAAAUUGCUAGGAUUUCGAAUUGCAAAAUUGAAUGCCCAAAUCACCAUGAAACCCUAGAUUCGAAGCAAAAGUGAAUAGCUGAAGAGGGA
Molecule: messenger RNA, 12053 nt
Organism: Cuscuta europaea
Lineage: Eukaryota; Viridiplantae; Streptophyta; Magnoliopsida; Solanales; Convolvulaceae
Source: the annotation of a GenBank genome assembly